AGACUUCCGGUUCACGCUUCGCUGCGCGGCGGGUUAAAGUUCGCGUGUCUGAGGCGACAGGUUGGAUAAAUGGCUGAAGACGCGGAGUGCGGAAUGAAAAUACGGAUAAAAAGUGUCGAGAGGAACCGCGGCGAGCUUCCGUUCGCGCGCUGUUCGUCCUGAAGACAGCGUCUGCUUUUAUUGUGAAGGCGAGGCCGUCUCUUCCGGCCGGGUCCUGGCUCGUGCCGUUUGCUUUGACUGGCGCGGAUCAGACACCCGAACCAGGCAGCCGGGCCCGGUCCAAACGUCCCCGAAGCGCCGGCGGCCGCUCACCCCCCCGGAGGACGCCCCCCCGCCAUGGCGGGCUAGCCGACCGGACUCGGUCCUCUUCCCCGCAGAGCCGCCGGAGGAGCCGCGAUGAGCGAGGACAGGCCGCGCGGAGACAGCGACGACUCGGACCAGGACCGGGAGCGGGACCCGGACCCGGACCCGGACCGGGAGGGCCCGGACACCCAGCCGGGGCUCGGCCCGGAGCCGGCCGCCGCCCCGCGGGAGCAGGAGCCCGGCAGCCCGGGAGAGGCGGCCCGGGGGAGCAGCCUGUUCUCCUGGCUGCAGAGCAGGACUAUCCGGAGGGGGGUGUUCGUGGACCCCGCCCGGGACAACUUCAGGACCAUGACCAGCCUGUACCGCUCCAUGAACCCCGCCGCGGAGGCCGUCAACCUGAGCAGCCAGACCCACGGAGCCGUGUUCAACCUGGAGUACUCCCCGGACGGGUCCGUGCUGACGGUGGCGUGCGAGCAGACCGAGGUCCUGCUGUUUGACCCCGUGUCCUCCAGACACAUCAAGACGCUGACGGAGGCCCACGAGGACUGCGUCAACAACAUCAGGUUCCUGGACAACCGCCUGUUCGCCACUUGCUCCGACGACACCACCAUUGCAUUGUGGGACCUGAGGAAGCUGAGCUCCAAGGUGUGCUCGCUGCAUGGCCACGCCUCCUGGGUCAAGAACAUCGAGUACGACACCAACACCCGGCUGCUCGUCACGUCGGGCUUCGACGGCAACGUCAUCACCUGGGACACCAACCGGUUCACAGAGGACGGCUGUCCCCACAAGAAGUUCUUCCACACCCGCUACCUGAUGCGGAUGCGCCUGACGCCGGACUGCUCCAAGAUGCUGAUCUCCACGUCGUCCGGAUACCUGCUGAUCCUGCACGACCUGGACCUGACCCAGUCCCUGGAGGUGGGCAGCUACCGCAUGCUGCGCGCCCGCCGCACGCCGCUCAGCUCAGAUGGAGGAACGUCGUCGCGUUCCGCCGGCGCUCCCCGUCAGGGGAACGACUCCAGUAAGAUCCAUCCUCACAGGGAAGGUGGGUCUGUCCCCAGGAACAGUCUGGAGGUUCUGACUCCGGAGAUCCCCGGAGAACGAGACCGAGGGAACUGCAUCACCUCCCUGCAGCUGCACCCCAAAGGCUGGGCCGCCCUGAUCCGCUGCUCCAGCAACAUGGACGACCAGGAGUGGACCUGUGUGUAUGAGUUCCAGGAGGGCGCCGUCCCCCGUCCCCCGGUGUCCCCCCGCUGCUCGCUGCGUCUCACGCACUACAUCGAGGAGGCCAACGUGGGGCGGGGCUACAUCAAGGAGCUGUGCUUCAGCCCGGACGGCCGCCUCAUCUGCUCGCCGUACGGCUACGGCGUCCGGCUGCUGGCCUUCGACCGGCGCUGCGGCGAGCUGGCCGACGUCCCGGCGGCGCCGACCGGCCGCCUGCGCCAGAUCCGCUCCAUCUACUCCCACAGCGACGUGGUUCUCACCACCAAGUUCUCCCCCACGCACUGCCAGCUGGCCUCCGGCUGCCUGAGCGGCCGCGUGGCGCUCUACCAGCCCCAGUUCUAGACCCGGACCCGGACCCGGAGAACCCGGGGCUCUACCAGCCCCAGUUCUAGACCCGGACCCGGAGAACCCGGAGAACCCGGAGAACCCGGGGCUCUACCAGCCCCAGUUCUAGACCCGGACCCGGAGAACCCGGCGAACCCGGGGCUCUACCAGCCCCAGUUCUAGACCUGAUGGCCUGCCAGCUGGGAGGCUUCCAGACCCAGACUCCAUACUGACACUCCAGACUCGGACUCGGGACGAGGAAUCCAGACUAGACUCCAGAGACCAGGGUCCAGAGACCAGGGUCCAGACCAGACCCUGGCUGGACUCCAGCUCUAACCCAGAUCAGGACCCUGAUGGAGGCUCUGCUGCUCCGCCUUGGUCCUCACAGGUGCUGCUUCGCUGCUCAUACAAUCUGACCCCUGACCCCCUGACCCCCUGACUCCUGACCCCUGACCCCCUGACUCCUGACCCCUGAUCCCCUGACCUCUGACCCCCGACCCCCCGUGCCGAUGCGCUGUCAGAACCUCUGGACGGUCCUGAGAGGUUCUUUUCUACGCAGAACGUCUGAAUCUGGACCAGGUCUCUGUCAACGUUCCUGUUCUCAAGCUGGAGCUCGUUGGAUCGGCUUUAGAACCUGGACCGGACCGGACCGGACCGGUUCUCAGAGGAACCGACGGCCUUCGCUCCAUUUAUCGUUCCAGCAUCUCCUCCCUCAGAGUCCGGGUUCUGCCUCUAGACCCCGGGUUCUGCCCCUGGACCCCGGGUUCUGCCUCUGGACCCCAGGUUCUGCCCCUGGACCCCGGGUUCUGCCCCUGGACCCCGGGUUCUGCCUCUGGACCCCGGGUUCUGCCUCUAGACCCCGGGUUCUGCCCCUGGACCCCGGGUUCUGCCCCUGGACCCCGGGUUCUGCCUCUAGAACCCGGGUUCUGCCCCUGGACCCCGGGUUCUGCCCCUGGACCCCGGGUUCUGCCUCUAGACCCCGGGUUCUGCCCCUGGACCCCGGGUUCUGCCUCUAGAACCCGGGUUCUGCCCCUGGACCCCGGGUUCUGCCCCUGGACUCCGGGUUCUGCCCCUGGACCCCGGGUUCUGCCCCUGGACCUCCGGUUCUGCCCCUGGACCCCGGGUUCUGCCCCUGGACCCCGGGUUCUGCCCCUGGACCCCGGGUUCUGCCCCUGGACCCCGGGUUCUGCCCCUGGACCUCCGGUUCUGCCCCUGGACCCCGGGUUCUGCCCCUGGACCCCGGGUUCUGCCCCUGGACUCCGGGUUCUGCCUCUAGACCCCGGGUUCUGCCCCUGGACUCCGGGUUCUGCCCCUGGACCUCCGGUCCUGCUCCUGUUCCUCGGCGGUCUCGUAGCUGUUGCUUGCUGUUAGGUUUUACUUCCUGCCGUUGAGGUUCCAGAAUGUUCUGAGACUCUGCUGGAACCCGGAGAACUCGCAGAACAGACAGAACCUGUUCUGGACUUGACUAUGCAGACCGGCUCUCUGAAGGUUCUCAAACCAGGCGGAACCUCAGCGAGCAGAGAAACUCUGGAGGAUCUGCUGAGUCGGACUGCAGACGGACCGCAGAACGCUCAGAACGUUUGGAGAACCGUUCUGUUUUAAAACUGAAGUUCAAAAUGAAUAAAGUCAAACUGCCGAACAUUUCUGAC
Molecule: messenger RNA, 3497 nt
Organism: Salarias fasciatus (jewelled blenny)
Lineage: Eukaryota; Metazoa; Chordata; Actinopteri; Blenniiformes; Blenniidae
Gene: wdr32
Product: WD repeat domain 32
Exons: 7
Coding region: 397-1866 (489 amino acids)
Cellular component (GO): Cul4-RING E3 ubiquitin ligase complex
Molecular function (GO): protein binding
Source: RefSeq, a predicted model, not a curated record